UUUGUUGGAGAAAAAGACACAUAUUGUAGUGAGGUGAUUGUGUUUGAUUCCCAAUCUGAAACCCUAAUAAUCAAUCACCUUCACUUCACGCGAACAACAAACAAUGGUGAGAAAGAGAAAGCUCGUCGCUAAAUCUUCUCAACCAGAGGAACCACCACUCAAACAGCAUCACUCUCAGCCCGAACCCGAACCGGAACCCUAUAUUCCCACCGAAGAAUACGAAGAAGUUGAGGAGGAAGUUGAGUAUGAAGAGGUUGAGGAAGUAGAGGAGGAGGAAGAAGAGGAGGUGGAGGAGGAAGAAGAAGACGGAGGAGAACAAGCUCAAGGUGGAGAAUACGUGGAAGAAGACGAUGAACCGAUUAAGGAUCUAGUGGAGCCUUUCACAAAGGAACAGAUCGCGACUCUCCUUUGCGAUGCGGCGGCUAAACACCGCGAUGUCGCGGACCGGAUCAGGAAGAUUGCGGAUGGAGAUGCUUCGCAUAGGAAGAUUUUUGUUCAUGGUUUGGGGUGGGACACGACUUCCGCAACGCUGAUUAACGCCUUUUCGCAAUACGGUGAAAUUGAGGAUUGUAAAGCUGUUACUGAUAAGGUUUCUGGGAAAUCUAAGGGUUAUGGGUUUAUUCUUUUUAAAAAGAGGAGUGGGGCGAGGAAUGCUUUGAAGGAGCCGCAGAAGAAGAUUGGGAACCGGAUGACGGCGUGUCAGCUGGCAUCUAUUGGUCCUGUGCAGCAAACUCCGCAGCCGACGGCGCAGUUGGUGCCACCUGGGUCGGAGUAUACACAGAGGAAGAUUUAUAUCAGUAAUGUUGGUCCUGAAUUGGAUCCGCAGAAGCUGUUUGCUUAUUUCUCGAGGUUUGGGGAAAUUGAGGAAGGGCCGUUAGGGCUUGACAAGGCGACGGGGAAGCCGAAAGGGUUUUGCUUGUUUGUUUAUAAGAGUCCUGAGAGUGCAAGGAGGUCGUUGGAGGAGCCUCAUAAGGAAUUUGAGGGACAUAUUUUGCAUUGCCAGAGGGCAAUUGAUGGUCCUAAGGCGGGGAAGACACAACAUCAACAACCUCAGCAGCAACAACACGUGAGUUCAUUGAAUCAAUUGAACCAACUGAACCCAUUGACUCAGAGGACACAAUUUCAGAGAAAUGACAAUGUUGGAUAUGUUGGUGGUAGUAGUGUUGCAGUUAGCCAACCAGGGCAUUUAAUGGCACCGGCUGGACCAACAAUCGGGUACAACCAGGCCGCCGCUUCUGCUGCACAGGGGCUGAACCCGGUGCUGACGCCUGCACUUGGACAGGCUUUGACGGCACUACUUGCAUCUCAGGGUGCUACUUUGGGGCUGAGUGAUUUGUUGGGGAGUCUUGGAACGAGUAAUGCUCUUAAUCAUGGUGGUGUUCCUGCUGCAGGUCAUGGAGUUCAGAGUGGGUACAGUGCUCAGCCUACUAUAAGUCCAUCAGUUAUGGGAGCAUAUGGGAAUUCAGUACCACAGGUUGGGUUGCAGGUGCAAUAUCCCAACCAGCAAAUUGGACAGGGUGGUUCCGGAAGAGGGCAAUAUGGCGGUUCUGCGCCUUACAUGGGGCACUAAGUGGGUGGCAGAUACUACAUAAGUGCAUCAGUCUUUUAUUACUGGCACGGUGAUUCUUCUGAAGUUUAAGGAGCUGAUGCAAUUGGCGUGUUUAAAAAGAAAUAUAACCUAGUACACUGAUCAGAAUAUUUAAAUUACCAAACCGUGUUCUGUUUUUCGCUGCCUAGUUUUUCAUAAUAUCUUUUAUUUCAAAAUAUUGUAUUAUUUUGACUUAGUUUAUCUUCUAAAAACCUAUGGAACUGUUUUUAGUAGUACUUUGAACUAUAUUUACAUCCUUACUAUCACUGGUUGGAUGCUGAACAAGUUAUAUUUUAAAUUUUAUGUUUGUGUGGACCAUUUUGCGUCGUAAA
Vicia villosa (hairy vetch) is the source of this 1920-nucleotide messenger RNA. Its product is annotated as UBP1-associated protein 2B-like. NCBI's taxonomy places the organism in Eukaryota, Viridiplantae, Streptophyta, Magnoliopsida, Fabales, Fabaceae. The transcript is spliced from 2 exons. Bases 104 to 1570 code for a protein of 488 amino acids. Gene Ontology annotation, molecular function: RNA binding. The record is from RefSeq and is a predicted model, not a curated record.